Molecule: messenger RNA, 3700 nt
Organism: Solanum pennellii
Lineage: Eukaryota; Viridiplantae; Streptophyta; Magnoliopsida; Solanales; Solanaceae
Product: protein SMAX1-LIKE 6-like
Exons: 3
Coding region: 321-3509 (1062 amino acids)
Molecular function (GO): ATP hydrolysis activity; ATP binding
Source: RefSeq, a predicted model, not a curated record
CCACCAACAGCAACCACCAGCAGUGUCAAGCACCAUCAACAAACAUCUUACCCCACCAUCUCCUACCUCCUCCCUUUCCUUUCCAAAAACCUCAUAAAUACCUCAAUGUGAUGGAUACACUUGAAUGUUUCUAUUAACACCUUCUGUCAAUCUAUUUCUCUAUUUUCUUUCUUAUACACUUGGGAGUAUUAAGUAUUAUAUAUAUUACUACUCCGUACUUCUAUUGUCAGCGCAUUUUUUAAGAAAAAAAAAAAUUUAUUUUAUGUUUUCUUGAUUACAUUCCGUACUCUGUGUUCACGUUUUCCUUUCUUGUAUUUCCGAUGCCAACACCAGUUAAUACUGCUAGGCAAUGCUUGACGCAUGAAGCUUCCAUCACUCUUGACGAUGCUGUAGCCAUGGCAGGUCGUCGUGGCCAUGCUCAAACUACAUCUCUUCAUUAUAUAUCUUCCUUACUCUCUGUUCCUUCCUCAUGUUUACGUGAGGCAUGUUCCCGUACAAGGAACAAUGCGUACUCUGUUCGUGUUCAAUUCAAAGCUCUAGACCUCUGUUUAGGGGUUUCAAUGGAUCGGUUGCCUUCGUGUCCCAGCAGCAGCAAGGUAGAUUAUCCACCUGUUUCGAAUUCUCUUAUGGCAGCCAUAAAGAGGUCACAAGCGAAUCAGAGACGACAGCCGGAGAAUUUCAGUUUUUAUCAACAACAGCUUCAGAAUCAGUCGGCUUCUUCUUCUUCAUCUUCAUCAGUUCCAGUAGUCAAGGUUGAGUUACGGAAUCUCAUAAUAUCUGUACUUGAUGACCCUGUUGUAAGCAGAGUAUUUGGGGAAGCUGGUUUCAGGAGUUGUGAUAUUAAGCUUGCAAUUCUUAGACCUGUUCAUCAACUCUUCAGAUAUUCAAGAUUCAAAGGACCACCCUUGUUUUUGUGUAAUUUAACCAAUCAAUCCGAUCGAAGUUUUAGCUUCCCUUUCUUGGGAUUCUCUGGGGGAGAAGAUGAUUGCAGAAGAAUUGGGGAGGUUUUCGUCAAUAACAGAGGAAAAAAUCCACUUAUUCUUGGUACUUGUGCACAGGCUGCUAUGAACAAUUUCCUUGAAAUGAUACAGAGUAACAGAGGAGGAGGAAUCCUUCCUGUUGAGGUAUAUGGAUUGACUGUGAUUUGUAUUGACACAGAGAUCAUAAGGUUUGUUAGAGGAGAAUAUGAUGAGGAAUUAAUCAAGUCCAAGUUUGAGGAGAUUGCAAGUAUAUUGAUGAAUAAUAGUUUAGGAUCUGGUAUUGUUGUCAAUUACGGAGAUUUAAAAAUCUUAUCAAGCGAUGAUAGUUAUAUUGAUUCUUGCAGAUAUAUUGUUAGCAAAUUGACAAGUUUACUACAGAUUAAUCGCGGAAAACUCUGGUUGAUUGGAUGGGUAGAGAGGUAUGAGAUAUAUUUGAAAGUUUUGAAUAGAUUUCCUUACAUAGAAAAAGAUUGGGAGUUGCAGCUUUUGACAAUCAUUUCUUCUGGAAAUCCAAAGGAAGAAACAUUUCCUAGAUCCAGGUUGAUGGAAUCUUUUGUGCCAUUGGGAGGAUUCUUUUCAAUGGCAGCUGCUGAUACUAAAAGUCCGUUAAGCAGUUCAUACCACACUGCAUCGCGGUGUCACUUAUGCAAUGAGAAAUGCAAACAAGAGGUAAAUGCUCUCUCAAAGUGUGGAUUAAUAAGCACUGUUUCAGUUGCAGAUCACUAUCAAUCAAGUUUGCCUUCUUGGUUGCAAAUGACUCAACUCAACACUAACGGAGGACUUGACCCAAUGAAGGCCAAAGAUGAUAAAAUGGUAUUGGGUGCUAAAGUUGCUGGUUUGCAGAGAAAAUGGGACAAUCUAUGCCAGCGUUUACACUACAAUCAAUCAUUACCCAAGACAAGCAACUUUCACAUGGCUUCUGAAAUUCCAUCAGUUGUAGGAUUUCAAGUUGUUGAAGACCGAAAACAAAGUCUCAAUAACGAAAACAUUGAAAGUGGGAGGAAGAAAAUGACUUGCACAAUUUCUUCAUCAAAUGAAAGCAGCAUUUUUCUCUCCAAAACGCCGUCACAAGGUGAUGAUGACCAUGGCUUCAACUCUCCAACCUCUCUAACUUCAGUCACAACAGAUUUAGGUUUAUGCAUGGCCUCUACUUCUCCAAGCAAAGAACAAGAGCACGUCAUAAACCACGGUAGCAUUAAUCAACCACAUGACAUAUCAUGCAGUGUUGAGGCGCCUCGUUUCAUUGACCGGUCUCCUCUUCAGCAGCAAUUGGAUCCAAAAGAUGUUAAGAUGUUAUAUGCAGCUCUUAUAGAAAAGGUUAAUUGGCAAGAGGAGGCUGUAAAUUCCAUUAGCCAAACAAUAGCGCGGUGCAGAUGUAGAAAUGAAAGAAACAAUUGUCCAAGUCGAGGAGAUAUAUGGCUCAACUUUCUUGGACCUGAUAAGCUUGGUAAGAAGAAAAUUGUGAUUGCACUGGCUGAGAUUCUAUAUGGAAGCACAAACAACUUAAUCUGUGUAGACCUAAGUCUACAGGAUGAAGUCGGGUUGUUUAAUCUUCAAGUAUUGAAUCAAUACGACGUGAGAUGCAGAGGAAAGCAUGUUGUUGACUAUGUUGCUGAUAAACUGAGGAACAACCCCUUAUCUGUUGUUUUCCUUGAAAAUGUGGAUAAAGCUGAUAUACUGAUGCAGAAAAGCUUGUCCCAAGCUGUUAAGACUGGUAGAUUUUUGGACUCUCAUGGUAGAGAAGUUAGCAUAGGUAAUGCAAUCUUUGUGUCAACAUCAUCAAGAUUAGAUGAAGAAAGAACUCUUCCUUCUACCAAAGAAACAGCUGACUAUUCGGAAGAAGACAUAUUGGCAGCUAAAGGUAAUCAAAUCCAGAUACUAAUUGCAUUUGAUCUUACAGAUGAUGUCAAAGGUCCAAACUCAACUGCAUUGAUAACAACUAGAAAAAGAUCUUCAAGCCAAAUCUUUGUGAAUAAUAGAAAGCUUAUAACUAGUGGUCCAAUCGAAAGUGUAGAUCAGCAAUUUGGAAGCUCGGAGAUGGCCAAACGAGCUCACAAGACAUCAAACACAUGCUUAGAUUUGAAUCUUCCAGCUGAAGAGAUUGAAAAUGAUGAAAACUUUACUGGAGAUUCUGGCUGUGAGUUUUCCAAUGAAAACACCACAACAUGGUUGAAACAGUUGUUUACACAAUUUGAUGAGACCGUGAUUUUUAGGCCAUUGGAUUUAGACUCACUAGCUGAGAACCUAUUGAAGGAGAUCAGACUAUGCUUCCACAGAGUUGUCGGUCCAGAAUGUUUGCUAGAGAUUGACUCAAAAGUAUUGGAACAAAUUCUGGCAGCAACAUUUUUAAGUGACAGCAAGAAAAUAGAAUAUUGGAUUCAACAUGUUCUUGGCAGGGGAUUUGUAGAAGCUCAUGAAAGAUAUAGCUUAAGUGCCCGAUCUGUAGUGAAACUCGUGACCUGCGAGAGCUAUUCCCCACAAGUUCAUAUACCAGGGGUUCUCCUUCCUGGCAGAAUCAUAGUGAACUAAUAUUUAUAAUAUGUAAUAUACAGUGUGUUCAUAUUUUAGCACACCUAGGUAAUUAUGCUUGUGUUACCAGAUUUAUCCCAUGUUUUACUGGGUUUUUUUUUGUUAUAGUUUAAGCCAUAAAUUGUAAGAUUUGAUAGCUAAUUCAGGUAUGAACUAUCUAAAUGUUAUGAGGUGAUCAUUCUUUCCUAUUA